Molecule: messenger RNA, 1158 nt
Organism: Didymodactylos carnosus
Lineage: Eukaryota; Metazoa; Rotifera; Eurotatoria; Philodinida; Philodinidae
Source: the annotation of a GenBank genome assembly
AUGACGAGUGGAAACUCGAACAAAGAAUAUAGAUCAAUACCAGAUUUGCCAACAUAUUGCACGACUGGCUUGCCAAAAAACACCGUCCAACAAUUGCAACAAACUCGCGACAAUUGUUUGAAUGAACACGGGAAUCUAAUUUCCAUAAAUAGAGCAACUGCUUCGCAAUGUCAGACAUUUCUGAGAAAUAAUCAAUCAAAUACAGUGUUAAACGGUGAGCAAUCAACAAAUUAUGUUGGUAAUCAAUACCAAACAUGGAACAAUAAUUCACAACAUGUAGUUACGAACACGGAUAAUCAUCCUAUAUUUUUCACAAAAACUUUCCCCGAAAUUAAUAAUAUUAUUAAUAUAGGAGAGAUGAAUGAUUUAAAUCAGCCGCUGUCAUCAAACAACUCUCUGCAAGAAACAAUAGUGUUGCCAAUAGAAGAUUUAAAUUGUAAUGGUCAAAUGAAAAAGAAAAGAACAACGUGCAAAAAAAAUAGUGUCCAACCUCGAAAGCGAGUAACACCCGCUAAAAAGAAGAAAAAUGUUCAAGAAAAAACGAAUAAUACUAAAAUACUUCUAAAAGAUAAUUUACCAGCAGAAAAAACUAAUUUAAAAUAUAUGAUAAAACGCCUAAAACGCCUCAAACAACGGUAUCACUCAACAAUAAUCAAUUAUCUUCGAAGUAAGGAUCGCAAAAAGUCAAAAAAAAUUAAAAAACUAUCAGAUAAAAUGCAAAAAUCAUCAACGAACGUUAAUUUGACAAAUAGUAAGAAGGAUGAUAUCACUCUUGGUUCAAUAACAAAUAUAAUUUCAUUUGAACCAGAACGACAAUGCGUGAAUAAUUUGAAACGAGAUGAUACUUUCUCACUGAUGGAACAGAAUAAUAAUUUUUCCUCGUCAGAUAAUGAGAAAUCAUCAAUCAUAUCUACAAAAUUGAAAAUAACAUUCGAUCAAAAUCGAAAUGUUGAAGCAAUCUGUUUAGUGUAUCAUCGACUCAAACCAUCCUUGACAAAAACGGGUGUGAUUGUUAAUGGACAACAGUAUUAUGACAAAAAUGAAAAUGAAGAUGAGCAUAAUUUAACAUUAUUAGUAAAAGCCGUUGAAUUAUUAGAAAAAAGUGAAAGUGCUAAUAAUAGCCUGUAUUGUCUUUCUUUAACUGGCAAAGCGGUCUAA